This is a messenger RNA of Hydatigera taeniaeformis, 3054 nucleotides long. Lineage: Eukaryota; Metazoa; Platyhelminthes; Cestoda; Cyclophyllidea; Taeniidae. The record is from the annotation of a GenBank genome assembly.
ACCACAAUAACCACUCUGAGUAUGUCUGCGAUCGCCACAAAUGGAAAAGUUCCAGCUGGCGGUUCAUACUUCAUGAUCUCGCGAUCCAUCGGUCCGGAAUUUGGUGGUGCUGUGGGGAUUCUCUUCUAUCUUGGCACUUCAAUGGCAGCUGCUAUGUAUCUGGUUGGAUCUGUUGAAGUCUUUCUGAAAUACGUGUGUCCCCAGGCCUCUCUAUUUGGUGACAUAAGUGACAGCGCCUCCUUGUUUAACAAUACGCGGGUGUAUGGCACAAUCCUCACUUUCCUCGUAAUGGUCUGCGUCUUUAUCGGCAUACGUUUUGUAAGCAAAUUCUCCGUACUCAGUCUGGCAGCUGUACUCUUAUCUAUUUUCUGCAUCUACAUUGGAAUCUUUACUGCCAGUCCUGCCAGAAGUCCCUAUGUGUGCGCCCUUGGGGGUCGCUUGAUUGCUAAGUCAAGGAUACUGGCGAAUGGGACGUUACAGUGCCACAAGAACAUUACUGGUCCUCUUUAUCACCUCUAUUGUGGCCAAAACACUUCUAUUGAUGCAUGUGAAUUUUUUAACGCCAACAAUGUUACCGAAUUUCCCGCCAUUCCAGGUCUCGCCUCUAAUAUGUUUUAUGACAAUGUUCUCACCGCUUAUUAUCGUGAAGCGGGCGAAUCAUACGAUGAUAUUAGCUUCCCACCCAGUGCUGAAUACGGUCAGGCAUCCGCCAUUGCUGACAUUACCACGAGCUUUACCAUCUUGAUCGCUAUUUUCUUCCCCUCAGUCACUGGUCUGAUGGCAGGGUCCAACCGAUCUGGCGAUUUGGCGAAUCCUCAAUUUUCCAUUCCUGUGGGAACGCUUUGUGCUGUCAUGGUCACUAGCUUUGUGUAUCUUUCAACCACCCUGUUCUUCCCUGCUGUUGCCGAUGGUCGUGUUCUUCGAGAUAAAUUUGGGGAAUCGAUGGGCGGUGAAAUGCUUGUUGCGGCACUCGCAUGGCCACAUUCUUGGGUCAUUCGAAUUGGCACCUUACUGGCAAGUAUCGGUGCUGGCCUUCAAUGUCUUACAGGAGCGCCCCGUUUGCUGCAAGCAAUAGCUCAAGACGAAGUUAUUUCCUUCCUCUCCAUCUUCAAGGUGGUUACCAAACGCGGUGAACCGUUACGAGCCCAACUGCUCACCUACGCUAUCAGUCAGGGUGCUGUUUUGAUUGCCUCAAUUGAUGCUAUCACGCCCUUGAUUACCAUGUUCUUCCUUCUCUGCUAUGGAUUUGUCAAUUUGGCCACGGCGUUGAAUGACUACCUCAAGGAGCCCAGCUGGAGACCCCGAUUUAAAUACCAUCAUUGGCUCUUAUCCAGUAUUGGAGUUUGCAUAUGUCUCACUCUAAUGUUCAUCUCCAGUUGGUACUACGCCUUGGCUGCCUUGGCCAUUGCUGGUGGCAUCUACAAGUACAUCGAAUACAUGGGAGCUUCUAAGGAAUGGGGCGAUGCAACCCGAGGACUGCAGUUUACCACGGCAACUCGAGCUAUUCUAGCUUUGGGUACAAAGCCCAUCCACACUAAAAAUUGGCGACCACAACUCCUCGUCUACGUUCCUGUUAGAAACGACCUUUCAGUGGGUGAAUCUAACCUCCUUCAUCUCGUACGGCAAUUAAAGGCUGGCAAAGGUCUAACUCUGGUGACAACCAUUCUUGAGGGGGAUAUCUGUGCCAGAAAGGAUGAUGUAGAGUUGGUAAAAAGUCAGCUGGACGAGCAGCUUGUCAAGUGUCGUGUCAAAGGCCUCGCCAGCGUUAUUGUCGCCCAGUCUGUUGCCGAGGGCAUGAAAAAUAUGGUACAGUCUGCGGGUUUGGGAAAUUUGCGUCACAACACAAUCCUGCUUACUUAUCCGGAGGAUUGGAGGCAAACUGAGGACAAGGAGAAUGCUCCCAUAUUGAGGACAGCGCAAGCCUGCAGUUUGGCCAUUCUAAUGCCUCGAUUCAUUGAGGCUUUUCCUCAAUCAAAGGAUACUGCACUAACUGGAACUGUAGAUCUCUGGUUCAUUGUUCACGACGGUGGCAUUUUGCUCCUCACUGCUUACCUUCUUCUCCGCAAUCGAGUUUGGUGCAAGUGUCGUCUGCGUGUAUUUGUGGUUACUGGCGAACCAGAUACGAAUGGUGUGCUGAAGAAAGUGAUGACGCGAUUUGUGUAUGAUCUACGCAUCUCAGCUGAGGUAGAAAUAGUUGAAAUGUCGAAAACGGAUAUCUCAGCGUAUGCAUUGCAACGAACAGUAGCUGCAGAUCAAAGGAGAGAACUACUUAAGGAGAUGAGGUGUCAGGACGUUGCAUCUAAAACGGACUUACAGACAGUGAUUGACGAGCACUAUGUGGGCGUGCGUGAAAGUGCUGAUGGAGACCUACUUUGCCCCCAAAAACCUGUAAAAAAACCCUCCAUUUUCAAAGUCUUUAUUAGCGGCCCUGCACAAGAUUCUUGUGCUAACACAACAGAGGAACGGAGGGAGUCAAAGGGUAAAACUGAUGCCCAUUUACUAACGCCAGUAAGGGAGGCCAAAAAUGCCCUUGUUGAUGAUAAGACGAAAGGUGACAAAGAGAGGGAGAAGGGCGAGGAGAAUGAAGACGACAGAAAGAGCAUGAAUCAGCACAGUGUAACAUUUGCUGAAGGAGGUGGUCUUAUGAAGAAGAGGAGGGAAUCCCAACAGGGUAGAGGAGAGGACGAUGUCUCGUCAUCGGAGAAUAGUGCUUCAGCAAACCAACGCCUCAAUGAGUACACAUUCUCUCCGUCGGCUCUGCAUGCUGCAAUUGCUGGCGAUGCGGAGUCAGAUAAUCCUGAAAGUCUUCACAGCCCUUCUGGUAAAAAGACUUUAUCACCACGUCGAUUGCAUAGUGCGAAGCGCUUGAAUGAACUGAUUGUUGAACGAUCUGCGGAUGCGGCUGCCGUGCUUAUUAAUCUGCCUGCACUACCAAAAAGUCCAGGCUCAGAAUUCUACUACAUGGAAUAUGUGGAAACGCUUACCGAUGGCUUACAACGCGUCAUACUCAUUCGUGGUUCAGGUCGUGAAGUAAUCACGGCCUUCGCCGAGUAG